Molecule: messenger RNA, 2235 nt
Organism: Apiotrichum porosum
Lineage: Eukaryota; Fungi; Basidiomycota; Tremellomycetes; Trichosporonales; Trichosporonaceae
Exons: 12
Coding region: 1-2235 (744 amino acids)
Biological process (GO): actin cytoskeleton organization; actin filament bundle assembly
Cellular component (GO): plasma membrane; actomyosin contractile ring; actin filament bundle
Molecular function (GO): calcium ion binding; actin lateral binding
Source: RefSeq, a predicted model, not a curated record
AUGCCCCUCACACUCUCCACACCCAGCACGCCCGGCGGCUUUGCCACCCCAACAGCCCCGACGUAUGGGUACGGCUACAUGCCCAGCUCCCCCAGCCCCGCGACGCCCGUGACCCCGGCGCCAAUGCUGAACAUGCGGACGGGCGCGCUUGAACGCACCCGUUCCGUCGGCCACCUGCGCGACAAGGGCGGCCAUGGGACCAGCAGCCGUCCAGCAAGCGUGUGCGCUCCGCCGGGGGCUCUGCUCGCAAACUCGCACGCGCACGGGCACGCUCGGGGACAGUCCUACUCGGCGGGCAUGUCGCUGCCCGUCAUGCCUCCGGCGCCGCCGCUGGGCUCCGAGCUGGCAUGGACAGAGAUUCAGAGCAGGACAUUUUGUAAAUGGCUCAACACAAAGCUCGAGUCACGAGGGUUUGAGCCCAUGACCUCGCUGGCAAAGGACUUUGCAGACGGCGUCAAGCUGAUCCAGCUUCUCGAAAUCAUGUCCGAGACGAGCCUGGGCCGAUACAACAGCAAGCCCAAGAUGCGCGUCCAAAAGGCCGAGAAUGCAUCCAAGGCGCUCCAGUUCAUCCGCGAGCGAGGCGUCAAGCUGACCAACAUUGGCCCGGAGGAUAUUGUUGACGGCAACUUGAAGCUCAUUCUCGGCAUGAUCUGGACUCUUAUCCUGCGCUUUACCAUCGCGGGCAUCACAGAAGAAGGACUCUCUGCCCGUGACGGCCUGUUACUAUGGUGUCAACGCAAGACGACACCUUACUCUGACGUCGAUGUCCAGAACUUUAAGCAGAGCUUUUCGGACGGUUUGGCCUUUUGUGCUCUUAUCCACCGCCACCGUCCAGAGCUUAUCGACUAUGACAGCCUUGACAAGUCGGACCGUCGUGGCAACACUGCUUUGGCGUUCAAGGUUGCCGAGGAGAGCCUUGGCAUUCCGCGCCUCCUGGAAGUGUCCGAUAUCUGCGACGUCAAGGUCCCCGACGAGCGGUCCGUCAUGACCUAUGUGGCCGAGUUUUUCCACAAGUUUUCUUCGGAAGACAAGGCAGAGACUGGCGCCCGCCGCGUUGAAAAGUUUGCCGAGGUCAUGCAGAGCAUCUUAUCCACGCGUACCGACUUUGAGCGCCGCAUGGAUGCGCUCCUCAACUCGCUCCGCCAGACGCGCGCCGCGUGGGCCGCUGCCGACCGACCUACGUCGUACCCGGAUGCCAUUGCGCACAAGACCGACUUUGCAGAGUGGAAGAAGACGAGCAAGCGCAGCUGGGUCCGCGAACGCCAAGAGCUCACUCAGCUGUACAGCAACAUCCAGACCAAGCUUAGAACGUACUCCCUCCGGUCGUGGGAGCCGCGCGAGGGUUUACGGCUAGAGGACCUCGAGUCGUCGUGGGCCGAGCUGAGCACUGCCGAGGUGUCUCGCAGCCGUGCCAUCAACGCCAGGAUUAGAGAAAUCAAGGAAGACCUGCGAAAGGAGUUUGCCCGCCUCGCCGAGAGCUUUAUCGACCGAGUAAAGCGGAUCGAGCAGGCUAUUGGGUCGCUGAGUGGACCGCUGCAGGACCAAAAGCAAGCCCUCUUGUCUCUGUCUGCCGAGCUCCCGGCGCUCCGCACCGCCCUCACAAACGACAUUGCCGCCGCCAACCACAACUGUGUUGAAGCAAAGGUCGACGAAAACGACUACACAGUGUUUACCUACGACGACCUGGAGUUUGAGCUCGAGAUUGCCGAGGGCGGUAUGCGCAAGAAGAUUGGCUUUGUCGACAACCAAAUGGUCUCGGCGACCCACACCAACAUCACCCCGGCCAAGCUCGAGGAGUUCGAGUCUACAUUCAAGCACUUUGACAAGGACGGCACCAACGUUCUCACCGUGUACGAGAUGCACUCGGCCUUGGCGAGUUUGGGUAUAGUCUACCCGGACGAAGAGGUCGAGGCCAUCUACUACCAGCUCGAGUCGCAGUUUGGCGCCCUCACGUACGAAGCGUGGUUGACGCUCUUGGUGGAGAUUACAAAGGACGACGCGUCAUCUGCCGACCAACUGCGUGAGGCGUUCCGCGACCUCGCGGGUGACAAGGGCCAUGUUACCCAGCAAGACCUCAAGUUUGCCAACUUGUCGCCCGAGGCGGUGCGGUUCUUGUCCGAGGUCAUGCCUGCAGUGGAGGUCGAGGACCAAGCCGAGGGCCUAGCAGGUAGUGGCACAUCAACUGGUUUCGACUACCAUGUGUUCUUGGAGCAGUCGUUUGGGCGGAUGGUCUGA